AUGGCCGCAUCCCACCACCACCUAUCCGAGCAAUCCUCCGGCGCCUCCGCGUCGCCGCCGCCGCCGACGCACCGGUGGCACCACCACGGCGGCGGCGGCGAUGGCAGUGGAGGAGAAGAGCCCAAGGUCCGCCUCAUGUGCAGCUUCGGCGGACGUAUCCUCCCGCGCCCCCACGACCACCAGCUCCGCUACGUCGGCGGGGAGACCCGCAUCGUCGCCAUCUCCCGCGCUGCCUCCUUCGCUGCCCUCCUCGCCAAGCUCUCCAAGCUCCCUGGCGGUCAACUCCCCGCCGGCGGCGGCGGCGGCGGCGUGCGGGUCAAGUAUCAGCUCCCCCACGAGGACCUCGACGCCCUCAUCUCUGUCUCCUCCGACGAGGACGUGGAGAUCAUGAUGGAGGAGUACGACCGCCUCGCCGCGGCCCACGGCGGCGGCGCCACCGCCCCCCGCCUGCGGCUCUUCCUCUUCCCAGCCGGCGGCUUCGGCUCCCUCCACGACCGCUGGUUCCUAGACGCCCUCAGCAGCGGCCCCGUGGCGGCGGCGGUGGCGGCGCCGCCGCUCGAGCGCGCCCAGUCGGAGGCCUCCUCCGUUAUCUCGGAGCUGCCGGACUAUCUCUUCGGCCUCGACGGCGGCGGCGGCGGCGGCGCCGCCGCCGCCGAGCGGGAGGGGAAGCUGCUGCCGGAGGAGGAGACGCCGCCGCCCAUGCAGGUCCCGGUUUAUUUUGUGCCGGCCCAGCCGCCCGGUCCGGUUCCCCUGUCCCUCCACAUGUCAUAUGGGCCGGUUCACAUGGGUCAAGCCGGUCCGAUCCAAACCGGUCCGGUUUACAUCAGCCGGUUCUCGAUGAGCCAGCCCGGUCCGUCCGGGCCGUACGGUCUGCCAGUCCACGGCGCCACUCCCCAAGGGUACGGCCUACCGUCUUCAACGGUCAGCGAUGGGGUAUACCGUGGAUCCAUGAGGUCCAUCAAUCGGACGGUUGGAAUGGGUUUCCAGGGGGGAUCAGCGGGAAGCAUUAGUUGGACGGCGGAUCCAUAA
Spirodela intermedia is the source of this 1029-nucleotide messenger RNA. The record is from the annotation of a GenBank genome assembly. NCBI's taxonomy places the organism in Eukaryota, Viridiplantae, Streptophyta, Magnoliopsida, Alismatales, Araceae.